This is a messenger RNA of Castor canadensis (American beaver), 315 nucleotides long. The record is from RefSeq and is a predicted model, not a curated record. NCBI's taxonomy places the organism in Eukaryota, Metazoa, Chordata, Mammalia, Rodentia, Castoridae.
CAUCAUCUGGCUGUCUGGCACCAUCAAAGAAUUACAUUUCUGACCCAACAAGAGCUCGUGGGUGGAGGGGGGAGAGAGAGUUCGGGGAGAGGAUGGAUGCCAGUCAGCUGCCUCACGGGGAAGUGGCAACACGUGGCCAUGCCAUUAGCGUCCUGUUUGGCUUCUGUGUGAGUUUCAUCUGUGACACCUACAUAGCCCUCACUUGGAACUGCAGUCCUGGUGCCCGUGCCUCUUCUGAUGAGCCACCCACCAGAAUACAGCAGAACAGAAGGCAAGGACAUGCAAAAGAGGACUCAAGUCAGGUGCCAGAAGCAG